CUUGUAUCGCUCGUACCGUCCCGCUGCUCGAGGUUCCAUACGCUGCUCUUCCUCUGCGAGUGUCUAAUUCCUGUCGUCAUUCGUCAACGGCGUCGUCCUGUACUACGCUUGUUAAUCGUUAACGAGAAACAACAAGUUAACGAUGGCAUCGCACAUAACAGAUUUCUACAAUGGCAAAAGCAUAUUCAUCACCGGUGGCACCGGUUUCGUCGGAGUGUGCCUGAUAGAGAAACUCCUGCGAAGCUGCCCCGGCGUCAAGAGCAUUUACCUGCUUAUACGGCCGAAGAAAGGAAAGCAGAUCGCGGAGAGAUUGGAGGAAUUAACAAAAAACUCGGUCUUUAACAGAAUGAAGGAAGAGAAGCAAACUGAUUUAUUCAAAAAGCUAAUCGCAGUUGCCGGAGACGUCGGGGAAGAAAAUUUGGGAUUGUCUUCACAGGAUCGAGCGACCCUAAUAAAUACAAUAGAAGUUGUUUUCCAUUCAGCCGCUACAUUGGACUUCGAAGCCGAUCUAAAAACUACUACAAACAUUAAUUUGUUAGGAACCCGCAGGCUCGUUCAGCUCUGUCAAGAGAUAAAAAAUUUCAAGGCGCUUGUUCAUGUUUCCAGUGCGUAUGUUAAUUCAGUGUUGCACGACGUCGAUGAGAUAGUGUAUCCCGCGCCGGCGGAUGUAAAUUCGUUUCUCAAGCUGGUUGACACACUGGACGAUGCUGCCUUAAUUGCCAAAACGCCAGAAAUAUUAAAAGAUCAUCCGAAUCCUUACACGUUCACCAAACAUUUGGCGGAACACGAAGUAGUAAACGGAGGCCUUCCAACAACUAUUAUUCGUCCCUCGAUGAUAAUAGGAUCAUGGAAAGAGCCAGUUCCAGGAUGGACGAUAUCAAAAAACGGACCACAAGGCUUCUUAUUAGGUGCCAGUAAGGGCAUUGUGAGAAGAUUGCCAGUUGCAAAGAAUCUCGUUUAUGAUUAUAUUCCAGUAGAUAUAGUAGUUAACAGUAUAAUUGUUGCGGCCUAUAAUAUCGACCGUAGCAGCGAUAAAGGAUUACAGGUGUACCAUUGCACAUCUAGCACGUGCCAACCUUUCAAAUGGGAAUAUGUAGAAAAUAAUAUAAACAACUAUUUACACAAGUAUCCGUUACGCAGCGCCGUUUGGUAUCCGUAUCUCAAGUUUUUACCGUCGCUCUUUUUAUUUAAAAUCUCCGCCAUUUUUGUUCACUUCAUUCCUGCUUACAUUUUGGAUGCGAUUACCCGAUUAUGCGGAGGCCGUCCUAUUCUAGUUCGUCUGCAUACAAAUAUUAACAAUUCGUUGGGACGCCUUGAAAAAUUUAUCUUUCAAGAAUGGAAAUUUAAUAAUCCGCGUUUUCUGCAGUUGCAUGAAUCAUUAUCACCAGAAGAUCAAAAAUUAUUUACACUUGACAUUAGACCGUUAGUCUGGAAAGACUACUUUAUAGAUUUGGUACAAGGUGUCAGAAUGUAUCUUCAUAACGAAUCUCCGAAAUCUUUACCAAAAGCACGUUCCAAAGAUAAAAUACUUAUGAUCGCUCAUUUGGGCUUACAAGCUACUCUGUUGGGUUUGAUCUGGUGGCUAGUUAAAGUUUUAUUUGCCACAACAUGGACAAAAACUGGCUUAAUUGUUCCAAUAACAUACUUGCUUUUCAAUCAAAUAUAAAUAUAAUACUAUAUUUAAGUCUGUCAAUUUGAUAAUUUGUAAAUGUAAUGUAAUAUUUUUGAAUGCUUUUCUUAUAUUCGUACAUAGAAUAUUUAUACAGAAAAUUGAUUUUUAUACGUAAAUAUGUAUGCACAAAAGUAUACGUAUAUAUACCUAUAUAAUGUCAUACUUCUAAACUUUUUAUGUCUUAAUGGAAACAUAAGAUACUUUUUUAACUUUAAAGAAUUGAAAUCCAUAUUGAAAAAUCCGAAUAUGUACUUACGAUUUGAAUAUUCACAAUUAGAAUGCAAACUAGAUUUUGAAGUACUCUACAAUGCAAAAUAUAUCCGCUCUAAAUAUGAUGGAUAAAAGUGACUCUUUUCCACUUUAUAAGUGUGAAAUUAAAGUGGAAUUAUCGAUCGUCACUUUUUUCUAUCAUAUUUAGAGCGGAUAUGUUUUGCAGUGUAGAGAUGACACAAUUUUUACUUUAGUUGAAAAAGUAUAGAAUAUUAAUAAUACAAAACGUUGAUUUACUUGCGUGUAUGUGUGUAAAUAUAAAAUAAUUGUAAUACAUACAUACACCCUCAUAUAAUUAUACCUUUAAUUGAUCCAUGAUGAAGCAAGGGAACACACUUCGUGUCUUUACAUUUAAAGUUACUAUUAAUAUUAGUAUUAAUAUCUGUAAUUUUUACUAUUAUAAAUAUUUACUUUGAGUUUAGUGAAAAUGAUUAGUUGCAAACAUCUAUUUACAAUUUAUUGAAUAAUAACAAUAAAAAUCUUUAAAAGAUUUCAAAUAUUAGUGUCAAAUUUUUUAUAUCAGGAUUAUCGUGUAUUUUAUUUUAUUUGAUUUUUUAGGGUUAACGUUUAUAUAUUAACCAUAUCUAAAUACCUUAUAAAUUUUUUAGUGUAUUUUUGAAUUUUUAAUGUAAUAGGUAAUGGGUAUGGAUAAUAUUCAAACACUUCAUUAUUUGCAAGAUUUUAUUACACAAGUUUAUUACAAUUUUAUUACACAAAUAGAAUGUUAAUAAAAAUCUAAUGAGUUUAUAA
This is a messenger RNA of Solenopsis invicta (red fire ant), 2692 nucleotides long. RefSeq names its product putative fatty acyl-CoA reductase CG8306. The transcript is spliced from 7 exons. Lineage: Eukaryota; Metazoa; Arthropoda; Insecta; Hymenoptera; Formicidae. Gene Ontology annotation, molecular function: alcohol-forming very long-chain fatty acyl-CoA reductase (NADP+) activity. Gene Ontology annotation, biological process: long-chain fatty-acyl-CoA metabolic process. The record is from RefSeq and is a predicted model, not a curated record. Gene Ontology annotation, cellular component: peroxisome. The coding region runs from base 143 to 1666 and encodes 507 amino acids.